UUAAGAGGCGCGGCCGGCCGGGACCCGACCUAGACGCGGGCUGCGCCUGGACUCUCCGCCGCUGCACUCGGGCCGCGCCGCAGCGCUCCGGCGCCUCCUCUCGAGACCGCCCUCCGCAGCGAUGGACGGAGACGGGGAACCAGAGAGCGUGGGCCAGCCGGAGGAGGUGGGCCCCGAGGAGCAGCCGGAGGAGGGGUGCGCGGAGGAGUCGAUCGCCGGGGAGGAGCGCCCCGAGGAAGAGGAGGAGGCGGCGGCGGCGUCCCUGGACGAGCUGCCCGAGCCGCUGCUGCUGCGUGUGCUGGCCGAGCUGCCGGCCGCCCAGCUGGUGCAGGCCUGCCGCCUGGUGUGUCUGCGCUGGAAGGAGCUCGUGGACGGCGCCCCGCUGUGGCUGCUCAAGUGUCAGCAGGAGGGGCUGGUGCCCGAGGGCGGCGCGGAGGACGGGCGCGACCACUGGCAGCAAUUCUACUUCCUGAGCCAGCGGCGGCGCAACCUGCUGCGCAACCCGUGCGGGGAAGAGGACUUAGAGGGCUGGAGCGACGUGGAGCACGGUGGGGACGGCUGGAGGGUGGAGGAGCUGCCCGGAGACAGUGGAGUGGAAUUCGUCCACGAUGAGAACGUCAAGAAGUACUUCGCUUCUUCCUUUGAGUGGUGUCGCAAAGCGCAGGUCAUUGAUCUGCAGGCUGAGGGCUACUGGGAGGAGCUGCUGGACACCACGCAGCCGGCCAUCGUGGCGAAGGACUGGUACUCGGGCCGCAGCGACGCCGGCUGCCUGUAUGAGCUCACGGUGAAGCUGCUGUCGGAGCACGAGGACGUGCUGGCCGAGUUUAACAGCGGGCAGGUAGCAGUGCCCGCAGAUGGCGAUGACGCAGAAUGGACGGAGUUUCCCGAGGCUGCUUACAUUCCUUGGCUGGUGGCCCCUGCCCUGGACUAUACUGGGCUGCGUCUGAACGCCUCCAUCUCCCUCGUCUCCCUCUCCCUCUUCUAAAGUCCCUUGUGGUUACAUUGGGCCCACUUGGAUGAUGCAGGAUAAUCUCCCUACUUUAAGGUCAGUUGAUCAGCAGUUUAAUUCCAUCUGCUGCCUUAGUUCCCUUUGCCAUGUAACCUAACAGUUCACAGGUUAUGGAGGCCAUAGACAUCUUCGGCGGUGGGGUCAGGGGCACAUUAUUAUACCAACUGCAGCCUGUAGCAGCUCUACAGACAGUGAGUGUGUCUGUGUGUGAAGCCACAUGUUUUAUGUAUCCAUAUAACAACAUAUAUUUAUUAUGUCUCAGGGUGGGAGCGAUUUAUUAUAUAUGUAUGUAGAUUGAUGUGUGUGUGUGUAUUCUACUCAAUCACCCUGGAGGAAUUAUCUAUCUUUUCUCUGGAAAAUGGCAUUAUAAAAUCUUGACAUAUGACGAAAGAAUCCAAGAGUAUGCAGCCAAAAAGGUGAGAAGAAACAUAUUAUAGAGUUGUGUUAGACAGUUAAUA
Manis javanica (Malayan pangolin) is the source of this 1467-nucleotide messenger RNA. It is a transcript of the gene FBXO2, whose product is annotated as F-box protein 2. Gene Ontology annotation, cellular component: SCF ubiquitin ligase complex; cytoplasm. Gene Ontology annotation, biological process: glycoprotein catabolic process; SCF-dependent proteasomal ubiquitin-dependent protein catabolic process; ERAD pathway. The record is from RefSeq and is a predicted model, not a curated record. Gene Ontology annotation, molecular function: ubiquitin protein ligase activity; protein binding. NCBI's taxonomy places the organism in Eukaryota, Metazoa, Chordata, Mammalia, Pholidota, Manidae.